Molecule: messenger RNA, 2966 nt
Organism: Dendronephthya gigantea
Lineage: Eukaryota; Metazoa; Cnidaria; Anthozoa; Malacalcyonacea; Nephtheidae
Product: ankyrin-3-like
Exons: 4
Coding region: 104-2437 (777 amino acids)
Biological process (GO): protein phosphorylation
Molecular function (GO): ATP binding; protein binding; protein kinase activity
Source: RefSeq, a predicted model, not a curated record
UUCAGCAAUUGUGCAGAAAAAUCGUGAAUUUGCACCACUCGUUUCUCAUCCUCCCGAGUUGCGAAGCGAUGGAGGUAAUAUCGUAUUCCGUAUAACGGCUGAAAUGGCGCGAAAGGAUAAAGAUAAGGUUUUAGAUACUGUUUCGCUUGUUGAAAUUUUGUAUUCAUGUGAAAAAAUUCAACCAUCAGUUUUCCAUGAGGCCCUCAAAAGAGGCUUUGGCGUUAAAACGAAUGACCAAAAAUUUGGAGAGAUCAAACCAGCCUGCCUUCUUGUUCCACUGUAUUGUUCCUCAAAUGAAAAGUUUCUUGAAGUUUUGGAUGAUUUUGAAUCUGGAAGGCUAAAAGAACGUUUGCUGGAAGCAUUUUCACAGUUUCGAGAUGAAAUAAAAAUGAUGGAAAUUGAGUUAAUGAAAAUGGAAGAAGUAAACAAAAUGAAGGAUGAUAUAAAAAGAAAAUUGCGGGAUUCAACUACGCAUUUGAAAGAAAAUCAGAAUUUGCAAGCAAUGCGCGAUGAAGAAUUUACUGAAAAGUUUAUUAAAAAGCUUUUUGUCGCUGAUGUAAAUGGCAAAAACACUGAUGGAGUCCCAGGGCUACACACUGCUGUUAUUGAAGGUUCGGUUAAAAUUGUGAAAUAUCUUGUGGAACAGGGAGCGGAUGUGAAUGGCAAGAACGUUGCUGGAACGACAGUGCUGCACACUGCUGUUUUUAAGGGUUCGCUAGAAAUGGUGAAAUUUCUUGUAGAAAAUGCGGCUGAUGUAAAUGGCAAAAACACUGACGGAGUGCCAGUGCUGCACACUGCUGUCAAGGAAGGUACGUUAGAAAUGGUGAAAUAUCUUGUAGAACAGGGAGCUGAUGUAAAUGGGAAAAACACUGACGGAGCGACUGUCCUGCACACUGCAGUUAUGAAAGGAAGGCUAGAAAUAGUGAAAUAUCUUGAAGAAAAAAGAGCUGAUCUAAAUGGCAUAAACAAUGAAAGAGUGACAGUGCUGCACACUGCUGUUGCCGAAGGCACGCUAGAAAUGGUGAAAUAUCUUGUAGAACAUGGAACUGAUGUAAAUAGCAAAAAGACACGUGGAGUGACAGUGCUGCACACUGCUGUUGUUCAAGGCACGUUAGAAAUGGUGAAAUAUCUUGUUGCACAUGGAGCUGAUGUAAAUGGCAAAAACACUGACGGAGUGACAGUGCUGCACACUGCUGUUGUUCAAGGCACGCUAGAAAUGGUGAAAUAUCUUGUUGAACAUGGAGCUGAUGUAAAUGACAAAGAUACUGACGGAUUGACAGUCUUGCAUGUUGCUGUGCAUACUCGUGCAUUAGAAAUUGUCAAGUACUUAGUUGAACAGGGUGCUGACAUUACUCCUAAAAGUGAAAUCGGCACUCACACUCUUGGCAUUGACAUUCUGAAAAUGGCUAUCAAAGAAAAUUCAGUUGUUUUGGUCAAUCUUCUGUUGGAAAAGAACAUCGCAUUAUGGAGAGCUGGAACAUUUCUUGUUGAAGGAAGGCAAAUGAGUCUUCUUGAAUGGAGUAUUCACCUUGGUCAUGAUGAAAUUGCAACCAUCCUCAAAAGGUCCGUAAAUCAUCGUGAGAAGAUUCAGAUGUUGAAAACAAUGAAUUGCAACCGGUUACAAAAGACUGGAAUACCGAUGCAGGCUUUUGUCGCAAGGCAUCGAUUCAAAAUUGGGGAUGGCAGUUUUUCUCGUGUCUAUGUUGGUAUCAUGAAAGAUGGGAGUGAAGUUGCUGUUAAGAGAACUUUGAUACUAAUUGGGGAUAAAACAGAUGAAAACGAAAACGAAAUCACGAGUCUUAUUAAAAGUGACAGCUGCCCAUUUAUAGUGAACUGUCGACAUUUCUAUCGUGACGAUACCUUCAUGUAUCUUAUUCUUGAUCUCUACGAAGAAAAUUUACGACAAUUUGUUGAAUCAUGUAGUAUUGAACAUCUACAAAAGCAUGGUCCACGGAUGAUUAAGGAAAUUCUAUCUGGACUUAAAUUUCUUCACGAUAAAGGAAUAUUGCACAGAGAUCUAAAACCAUCAAACGUUCUGGUUGACAUCGAAGGUCGCAUGAAAUUGGGAGACUUUGGAAUAAGCCGCAUUCUUAAAGACGAUGAAACAACAGUUGAAACAUUUGCUAAAGGCACUCUCGGAUGGAUGCCACCAGAAGUAAUCGAAGCAAUAGACAGAGACGAAAAAGGUCCUUUUAAAAGAAAAUCGGAUGUUCAUGUCGCGGGUAUGAUUUCUUUUUACAUCUUAACCAAAGGUGAACACCCUUUCGGUUCUUCCCUCAAUCGAAUGAACAAUAUUCUGCAAGGAAGCCCAGUCAAUUUGAAGAAAUUUGACGAUCGUAAUGCUCGAAGGUUUGUAUCGUGGUUGAUUAAUCACAGGAUCAAGGAUAGACCUUAUGCUCACGAAGCCCUGAGGAAUUCUUUCGUUAAUAAAGCCUAAAGACGGCGAAGUUUGUCUGGAUAGACGCACUAUUUUUAGACUAAGUUCGUCCUGUCGCCUGAUCCGUCUGUAAUAUAAUCCGGCCAUGCAUCUAUACCAUUUUUAUAUCUGCUUAUUGACCGAGGGCGACUGCGAAAAUACAAAAUGUUAUCCUUUGUGAAUUUUCCGUUCAUUACUUUCCCUAUCGUAGCUAACUUCACCCACAAUUCUUGUAUGUAUAGCAAUAUAGACAUACGAAGCCCUAUGUAAGUCUUUAGUGCUUAUUCUGCCAUGCGACAGACACUACUGAGUACUGUGAUCCACGCCACCGUGAUCCACACAAUGUUCUUAGAAUGAUAGUUCACCUGAUAGUACUGAUGUACUAUAUUUAAAAGCAUGAUGCUGUUAACAUCAACUUCAUGCAAGCUCCGACCUGUCAACCGUCUCUAAUAGCACUUGAAAUAUUACAGAGGGUUAAACUUCAGCACAUUGCACAACCAUCUCGACAUAGUUUUACCAGCAUGGCGUGCUCAUCUUGACGUUUAUGAAA